Messenger RNA from Monopterus albus (swamp eel), 1941 nucleotides. RefSeq names its product nuclear autoantigenic sperm protein (histone-binding) (gene nasp). The record is from RefSeq and is a predicted model, not a curated record. The transcript is spliced from 15 exons. The coding region runs from base 95 to 1780 and encodes 561 amino acids. Gene Ontology annotation, molecular function: histone binding. Gene Ontology annotation, cellular component: nucleoplasm. Gene Ontology annotation, biological process: CENP-A containing chromatin assembly; DNA replication-dependent chromatin assembly. NCBI's taxonomy places the organism in Eukaryota, Metazoa, Chordata, Actinopteri, Synbranchiformes, Synbranchidae.
UAUUUAAGCGCGCCAACAAAGACUAUUACAGAUCGUUUGUAUUUUAGGUCGUUUGUUUGCUAGCUCUCCGCCGUCUUUUCUGUAGUCCUGAAACAUGCCAGAGGAAACGUCUACAGCACCCAGCUCUAAGAGUGCGGAGGAGAAGCCAUGCUCAUCAUCAGCUGCAGCAGACAGCUCUGUCGACGUCAUGGAGGAGGCUAAAAAACUGAUUGGCACAGGAAACAGGCAUUUAGUGAUGGGAGAUGUGGUUUCUGCUGUCAGUGUUUUCCAGGACGCCUGCAGCAUGCUUGCUGCAAAGUAUGGGGAAACUGCAUACGAGUGUGGUGAGGCCUUCUUCUUAUGUGGGAAGUCCCUACUUGAGCUUGCCAGGAUGGAGAACAGUGUCCUUGGGAAUGCGCUGGAGGGAGUCCCAGAAGAAUCAGAGGAAGAGGAGCAGCCUGAAAAUUCCAAUAUUGAGAGUGCAAACAAGCUUGAUGAAAAAACUAGAGAUGAGCUGCGAAAGCAGGUGUAUGAUGCAAUGGCUGAGGAGGAAAAGACUGGGGUAGCUGACGGCAACCUGGAGUCUGAAGAGCCAACGGGUACUGCUGAGGUGACACAAGAAAAUAGUGUGAAGUCCCCAGUCAAAAGUGUGACUGGAUCAGAGCAACCCUCAGAAUCUCCUGUGAGCAGCGAAGAGAAGAGCUCACUCCAGGAAGCUGAGAAGACUCCAGGUGCUCCUGUGAAUGCUAAGGAAGAGAGUCCUGCUGCUGGGUCUCAUGGAGAGGAAACUGUGACAGAGGAGAAGGUGAAGGAGCAGACGGGAGAUGUGACUGCAACAAAGUCAGAUGGAGGACAAGAUGAAGAAUCUGAGGCUGAGCAGGACAAGGAGUCUUCAGAGGAUGAUGAUGAUGAUGAUGAUGAUGAUGAUGAUGAAGACGAAGAGGAUGAAGAGAAAAAUGGACAGGGCAAGGAAGAGGAGGAAGUUGGCAAUUUGCAGUUGGCUUGGGAGAUGCUGGAAGUGGCUAAAGUCAUUUACACAAGAAAGGAAACCAAAGAAGACCAGUUGAUGGCAGCCCAGGCAUAUCUAAAACUUGGAGAAGUCAGUGCUGAAUCAGGUAACUACCCUCAGGCGUUAGAAGACUUCCAGGAGUGUCUCGCCCUGCAGCUGAAGCAUUUGCCUCCCCACACUCGUCUUCUGGCUGAGACCCACUACCAUGUUGCCACCACACUGUGCUACAUGGAUCAGUACAACCAGGCCAUCCAGCACUACAACAGCUCCAUAAAAGUCAUUGAGAACCGUCUGGCCAUGUUACAGGAAGCAAUAGAUGCAGCAGAGGGGGCAGAUGCCGCAUCAGAAGACAAGAAUGAGAUGGAAGAGCUGAAGCAGCUUCUGCCUGACAUCAGGGAAAAGGUGGAGGAUGCUAAGGAGAGCGAGAGAACAGCCAGCACUGCCUCCCAGGCCAUCCAGCAAACACUAGGUGGUGCCUCGACUUCAUCAGCAUUCCUAUGUGAAAAUGGGGGUCCUUCAUCUUCCUCAGCAUUUGCAACAGCCAGCCAGGUUCCAGUUACACCGUCUGAUAGUGCCUCAUCUUCCAAAGCCAUCUCAGACAUCUCUCACCUCGUCAGGAAAAAGAGGAAACCAGAGGAGAGCCCAGUAAAGGACACUGAUACUAAACAAGCGAAACAGGAAGCCUCAGUUAAUGGCAGCGGUGACUCUAGUGCCAGCAAUGGCAGUGGAGUCCAGGAGGGGGAGUCACAGGAGCCUGCCAACCAAUCAGCCUCCGUCGAGUCUUCAGCAUGACCAGUCCAUGUUUUGUUCCUGAUAUUCAAAACCAGCACAGCAUGCCUGUUGGCUCCUCAAUCUUCAGCAGUCUUGUUUCUGUAAAUAACAUCCAUUUUCAUGAUUUGUCUGUCCAUUUUUGUAUACUUGUAGUAAAAGAAAUAAAGAAUUUGCAGCUGUAA